UUAGGGUGUAGGAACGAAGCGCACGCAGACGCUGUUCGCAACUUGGACCUGCGAACUCAUUCGAACGCCCGCUUCGGAUAAUAUAUAUAUAUAUUAUAAGAUGUCUUUCUUAUUUUUAAGUCUAUCCGUCUUAUCGCUCUGUCUAAGUUGUUUCAUUGAGGCGAACCUAUCGAACGUAGCGAGGAGGACAUUCACGGAAAAAGAUGCGGAGGUCAAAAGGAUGCCUUUACCCAAAGAUGGAGCACCUGUACGGAUCCUCCUGGGGGACCGGCCGGACACCGUCACUGUUGUGGGACCAUCACACGUGACGCAAUUCGACUUUCAAAACCAUAAGAAUGAAGGGAACGCGGUGGUGCUGAGUAAAUGCAAGGAAAAGGAUUGCGACUACCACAUCGCGGUGGUCCAAAGGACCACGAAGGCCGAGGAGGUGUUCCUGUGUGGAGCCGCUGGUCAGGACAUGUUCGCCUGCUGCAUGAAUUUAACAGACGAGAGGCCAACAUGCACGUCCUCUAAACAAACACAGCCCAUAGAUUCAACCAAAGGUGGGAUUAACAUAAAGGAGGGGGAACCGUCGGUUCUAGUGGAAUCUGGAGAAAAGGUGGACCUCUAUGUCACGUACUCUGGAUCUGAGGAGCAGGUUGGCAUCCACAGGUUUGGGGAACACAGAGUUGGACCAGCAAACACCAAUAAAGCUCUAGAGCGGCACUAUGUGGGUCUGCUGCCCAUCAAGGAGGGAGGCGAUCCCACGCAGGACAAGGUCUACGCCUUCUACAGGGAGAGAAACAGCGACUCGGAGCUGGACAGCGACACGUGGCUGCCGUUCGUGUCUCGCGUUUGCACGGCCGACGUCGGCGGCCCCAAGAACAACCUGCAGUUCUGCUGGACGUCCCAGAUGAACGCCCGGCUGUUCUGCGGCGACCCGGACAGGAAGCAGCAUUUCUCUGAGCUGGUCGACGUGGCCACUGUGGAGGCGAAAUGGUGGCCGGACACCAGGGUUUACGGACUCUUCAGGAACGAGUGGGGCAUGAGUGCAGUGUGUGUCUACACAAUGCGUGAUAUCAACAACACUUUUGCGACUUCUCCAUUUAAAGACAAUAAAGAAAGCAAAAAGAGGCCCAGAGAGUGUGUUAAAGACAGCAAAGCCAUUUCUUCCGACAUGCUGGGAAUAAUCAAACUGACCUCCGAGGUGAAGGACUGGGUCCGACCUGAGAACAACACUGCCCCACUUCUCUCAAAUCACCACAACUACACGCACAUCUACGUGGACAGUUCCCAUCAACAAAGGAACGAUGAACACACAGUUCUGUUUCUGACUGAGCAGAAAGGAGGGAUUCAUAAGGUGCUGCAUGUAAAAACUCAAACCUUUGUCAUCGCUGAAUACCGUCCUUUCAACCACUCAGCCCACAUCCUUAGCAUCACCCUCGACCCCUUUUCUAGGAAGCUGUAUGUGACUACAAAACAUGAACUGGUCCAGAUGGAUGUGGGGAACUGUGGCAGCUACACAGACGGAUGUGAGGACUGCAUCCUUGCCAGGGAUCCUUACUGUGGCUGGAACGGCACCCAGUGCAUCCAUAAGACCCAUGAUUCACUGCAGGAUGUGACUGGAGGGGACUGCACCAUCUGCGAGAAACCUGAAAAAGCACAACGUCAUUCCAGGUUGACACAAGCAGACACAAGCAAAGGUGGGCACAGCGUCCUCCUUCCCGCUGAGUCCAGGUAUUUCCUCAGCUGCCCAGUGUCCUCCCACCACGCCCAGUACAGCUGGCAUCACGGCCAGAAGUCCACAUCCUGCACAUCGAAUGAGGAUCAGUGCAUAUUCCUGAUUGACAGCAUGAAUCACGAGCAGGAGGGCACUUACAAAUGUAUGUCUGAGGAGAGAGGCUUUACAAAAGUCCUGUCAGAGGUCAGGCUGCAAAUGGGUAACAGGGCUGUGGGCCUGUUAUCAGGCCCGCUGGUCUGGGUCUGUCUGCUGCCUUUUCUGGUUGGGAGCUUGUAAACCCAUACAAUCUGUAAUCCAUCCAUCCAUCUUCUGUGCCGCUUAAUCCUGUACGUGGGGUCCAGGGGGGGGGUUGGCUGGAGCCUAACCCAGCUGGCUCUGGGCGAGAGGCGUGGGUCCACCCUAGACAGGUCACCAGCCCCUCGCAGGGCUGAUCUGUGAUCUAAUUUAAAAUUAUUUCACAGCAGAUGAAUUUAAAAUUACACCUUUCAGAUGUUUAUAUGUAAAAUAAAACCAAAAGUAAUAUAUAGCAUGUAUAUAUAUAUAUA
This is a messenger RNA of Betta splendens (Siamese fighting fish), 2265 nucleotides long. Its product is annotated as semaphorin-7A. The transcript is spliced from 14 exons. Lineage: Eukaryota; Metazoa; Chordata; Actinopteri; Anabantiformes; Osphronemidae. The record is from RefSeq and is a predicted model, not a curated record. Gene Ontology annotation, molecular function: integrin binding; semaphorin receptor binding; chemorepellent activity. Gene Ontology annotation, biological process: positive regulation of axon extension; negative regulation of axon extension involved in axon guidance; semaphorin-plexin signaling pathway. The coding region runs from base 101 to 1996 and encodes 631 amino acids.